This is a messenger RNA of Laccaria bicolor S238N-H82, 2688 nucleotides long. RefSeq lists its product as uncharacterized. The record is from RefSeq and is a predicted model, not a curated record. Gene Ontology annotation, molecular function: zinc ion binding; DNA binding. Gene Ontology annotation, biological process: DNA-templated transcription. NCBI's taxonomy places the organism in Eukaryota, Fungi, Basidiomycota, Agaricomycetes, Agaricales, Hydnangiaceae. The coding region runs from base 1 to 2688 and encodes 895 amino acids. The transcript is spliced from 12 exons.
AUGUCGCAGUGCGACAAGCAAAUUCCUUGUCAAUCCUGUUUGCGAAGAGGGUGCGCGUCCUUAUGCCCCAACGGCAGCUUGGCUACCGGCCAAGGAACACGGUUUGUGCUGGCAGCGACCGAGCACCUCCACCGUCGCAUUGCGAAACUCUCGUCUCGGAUCCGACAGCUUGAAGAUGCGUUAGCUGGUCUUCAAGCGAAACAUUCUGCUGACCCGCAUCCAUUACUUCAUGAUGACUUGGUCAGCACGGAUGAACUUCGGGAAGGCCUGAGGGAUGAAGGAGGGGAUUCCAUGGACGAUAGCUCACCAGCCCCUAUUGGGCAGACUGGGGAGGUGAUCGAUGCAUUGGGAACGUUAUCUAUCUCCGAUCAUGGAAUAUCGAGAUUCUUUGGUCCUACAGGUGGCUCAGAGAGUCUCUUACUUGCAAGCAUAUCAAACAACCACCCCUCGCCCUCGUCCUCCACCACAAAUGACUCACACUCUCCUUCUGCCUCCUCAACCACGACCACGACCGUCACCGCAGCCUCAGAUGACCUCAACCUCUCCCUUUUCUCCCAAUCUUUCCCCUUCACCCCCGUAGGCGCCCCACGCUCUAUCCAAGACCUCAUUGAAGUUAAUCACCUCCCUCCCUACUCAGCCGCUAUCUCCCUCUGUAACACCUAUUUUACCCAAGUCUCCUGGCUCCACCGUGGAGUCACCCAAUCCCAGCUGCUCGAAGAAAUGCUGCCUAUGAUAUACCACCUCCCCUCUCCCUCCCCUGCCUCUGGCGAGGAGCAGGCACGCUCGGGCCCACACGACCUCGCGCUCCUUUUCAUCGUACUUGCUAUUGGGUCCCUCCUCUCUUCGCCUGCAUCUUCUUCACCCAACACAGCGACGGCGAACGCAAAUGCUCUAGGGGAACACUACCACCAGAUCUCCAGGGCCGCUCUGGCCCUCCAGCCUGUUUUAGAGAAGCCUUCGAUCGUGACGAUCCAGGCGCUUCAUUUGUUGAGUAUCUACAACGCCAUGAGCGGAAGUGAUUUGAACAGCGAAACGAGCAUGGAGAUGACGUGGAGUUUGGUGACCCUUGCUGCUCAUCUUUCACAGACGAUUGGUCUCCACAGGGACAGCGCCCGAUGGGGCCUCUCACCGAAAAUGGUGCAGCGUCGUCGAAUCCUGUUUUGGGACCUCUUUGUUGCUGAUGUAUGGCAGAGUCUAAACACUGGGCGCCCGCCUUCAUUUUCAAUGGCUUACAUUGACUGUAGUUUCCCCUCGUACGAUGAAAAGCCCUCGUGGGAUGGUCAUGAUGGGGAUGGGAGUCAAAAGAAAGAAAAAGAACCUGGCUCUGGGGGUGGUUUUGGGAGAGCUUUUGAAGUAUGGGCAUUCCGCUUUGCGGCAGAAUGCGUAGCAGAUGUCGCAGCGCGGACAUUGACAGCUGAAGCUCCUACUUACUCAACAAUAAUGGAACUGGAUAGGAAGGUCAGGGAUUUCCCGGUGCCUGAUGGGAUGCGUGAUGAUGAUGAGGGCGCGGAUAUGGCAGGGAGUUUUCAGAGGUGCUUGUUGGCUCAUAUCAAGGAGACGAUAUUGAUGUACAUUCACCGAUCCUUUUUCGCCCAAGCCAUCAUCGAACACCCCGAAAAUCCACUCAAAUCCACCUAUGCCCCGUCCUUCCUAGCAGCCUACCGCGCUGCGACGACUAUUUUGAAAAACGUGCGCGAUCAGUUUGCGGUGUUCCCGAAUUCGUGUGCUAGGUUUUGGCAGAUGUGGACGUUUGCAUUUAGUGCAGCUGUCGUAUUCGGAACUGUAGUAACGCGUGGUCCCCGCUCACCCCUAUCCCAAUCUGCCAUGGCAGAGCUCGAUCAAGCGUGUGUUCUUUUCUCCAAAGCCGCGGCAUAUAGCAUUAGGGCCCAGAAAGCUUUACACAUCCUCCAAAAACUGAGCGAGAAAGCGCGGCACGCUCUCGCCUUGGCGCAAAGAGAACCAUCACCCCUGGGAGGGGAUCUUUGGAGCAUCGAUGAUGAUGACGAGCUGGCGAUUUUUGCUGGGCGUACGCGGUUUGUGCGGGGAAAAAGCGGUGGAAAUAAUACAGGACUUGUCAAAGGGAGGGACCAGGGGCAAGAUACGACUCGCUUUGAAACUGACGCACCGCUAUAUCGUCCCCCCGCUUUUGAACCCGAGCAACACGUCAUGCCGCCACCUUUUUCCGCUCCCUCACACUAUUCUCCAUUGACAUAUCCUGCCACUCAGUCGUUAGAUAUUCCCCGAGGCGGGUUAAAGCAGCAGCAGUUCAUACCUCCACCCUACACUGCUGUCACGACUCACCAAGAGCCUACCUUGAAUUACGGUUGGCCAAAAGAACCUCAUCACCUCCCACCGCCGCCACCACAUAUCCAUGGUCCUGAGCAGUCGUACCAUCGAUUGCAGCAACCACAACGACAUCUUUCGGGGAACCCGCAGCUGCUGAAUUCUCAAGAGUAUCACGGCGUCCCCCAUAGUCAACCUCAAAACCAAUAUUCUCAUCACCUUGAACAGGUUCAGGCACAUUACACGACCUAUCCAACCCUCCAUUCCCAUCGACAGGUUGCACUGUCUGACCCUAGCCUUGCGGACCUGGGGCUGGCGGCGCGGGAUUCACGGUUGGACGAGAGAUGGGGUGCGUUUAUGUCAGAGUCUGGGAUUUUAGAUGGGUUUCAUGGGAGCAAUCAUUGA